Messenger RNA from Sporothrix brasiliensis 5110, 465 nucleotides. RefSeq lists its product as uncharacterized. NCBI's taxonomy places the organism in Eukaryota, Fungi, Ascomycota, Sordariomycetes, Ophiostomatales, Ophiostomataceae. The record is from RefSeq and is a predicted model, not a curated record. The coding region runs from base 1 to 465 and encodes 154 amino acids. The transcript is spliced from 2 exons.
AUGGCCCCUGUCAUCUCCUCCGCGAGCCUUCGCGUCAUAAACGGCACUCACCCUCAUAGCGACCGCCUCAAAGUAACCGCCGCCGCCGUUACACCCGUCACGUCCAGGGCAACAUUAACUGGUGCACCAGACGAUGGGAUCACAUCCAUCACCGUUCUCGGAUAUGUCCACAAGCAGCGUUACCAGGGACCACGUGCAGAAGUGGUCACUGGCACGAACAGUGCCGUGCAUCCCACAAUGAUCGGCAAUUAUGUGGAGGCUGAUAACCGUGCUAGCAUUGGGUCAUCCGUCCAGUCCAAUGUUGGCACAAACGUCAACGCUCCUGCUGACACCUCGCAGUUCAUUCUUGACGAGCAGUCUCCAGUGACGGUCUCGGCACGGAUGAAGGUACCACUAAAGUCGGCAAAGAAUAAACCUAUUCAAAAAGUCAGUAUUCUUCACACCCGACGAGCUCUAGCGCCGUGA